Messenger RNA from Pneumocystis murina B123, 498 nucleotides. RefSeq lists its product as hypothetical. The transcript is spliced from 3 exons. The record is from RefSeq and is a predicted model, not a curated record. Gene Ontology annotation, cellular component: mitochondrion. The coding region runs from base 1 to 477 and encodes 158 amino acids. Lineage: Eukaryota; Fungi; Ascomycota; Pneumocystomycetes; Pneumocystales; Pneumocystaceae.
AUGAUUUAUCAAUAUAAAAAAGCUAUAAAUCCUCUGCUAUUAAGAAAUAUUAAAAGAAAAUUAACCAACAUGUCUAUAGACAAUUCUAAAAGUAAAAUAGUAUCAAAAUCUCAAGAUGAAGACUUUUCAGCACCUAUAUGGAGAAAUAGUAUAUUAUGUGUAUUUUGUCUUUUAGUAGUAUAUAAAAUAGAUGAAUGGUAUGGUCUACAUCAUGAAGGAAAAGGAGGUUUUACAAGAGUUAUUGAAUAUUUUAUAAAAGAUGAAGAAAAAUAUAGAGAACUUAAUAUUGAAAAUCUUAAAAAAAUAUCAGAAAUAGCAAAAGAACGUUUACACCAACAAGAUUCUAAACGAAAAUCUAUUUAUAGAUUAAAAUUUCCAGAACAACUUAAUCAAGGGAGUUCAUAUAAUUUGAAAGUAGGAACAGAAAUUGAUCUAUCACAAUAUAAUAUAAAAAGCGAUGUUGACUCUAUCAAUUGAUAAACUUAAUUAAAAAUCUUC